This is a messenger RNA of Sphenostylis stenocarpa, 174 nucleotides long. The record is from the annotation of a GenBank genome assembly. Lineage: Eukaryota; Viridiplantae; Streptophyta; Magnoliopsida; Fabales; Fabaceae.
AUGGUUGCUGUUGAAGGAGGGAGGAGAGUACCGUACUUACUUCGCACUCCACUGUCACGGAGAUACAGUGUUGGGCCAAACCCAACCUCCCAAACCCACGCCACAAUCAAAGCAACUUCGCAGCUUCCUUUUUUUGUCUCCACUCUCACCUCUCUUCAAAAAUCACGCUGCUGA